Messenger RNA from Soboliphyme baturini, 422 nucleotides. Lineage: Eukaryota; Metazoa; Nematoda; Enoplea; Dioctophymatida; Soboliphymatidae. The record is from the annotation of a GenBank genome assembly.
AUGGACGCUUGGAAACUGAAUCGAGCGACAGCGCCGUGCACUAACCCAAUUAGACGAUUAAUCUUCGAUCAACGGCUGGUUCCCCUGCAGAUUCUCUAUCGAUGGACCAGGAAUGUACCUCAGCGAACUCUGGACGUGCGCAUUAUUUUUGGCAUCGAGGGUUUCUCGAAGGAUGAAACCCAAAUGUCUCUUUUCCACAUGUCUCAAACCGUCACCACGGCAGCGCAGAUCCUUCGCAAGGUUUCACGCAUUCGGUUGUUUUUGAAUUCUGCAUGUUGGGCUCCAGGGGAGCGGUUUUACACGUGCAACCUACUGAUGAUUCUUCUUCCGAUGAUUUCAUUCAUCACCGAAAUGCGCAUGGUCUACUGGCAAAGUAUUUUCCACUCAGCAGAUGGCUUGUUCGUUUUCGAGGAGGCCUAGUA